This is a messenger RNA of Rhagoletis pomonella (apple maggot), 951 nucleotides long. Its product is annotated as putative neural-cadherin 2. Lineage: Eukaryota; Metazoa; Arthropoda; Insecta; Diptera; Tephritidae. The record is from RefSeq and is a predicted model, not a curated record. Gene Ontology annotation, molecular function: calcium ion binding. Gene Ontology annotation, biological process: homophilic cell-cell adhesion.
AUCCCGUCAUGACUCUAAUACCCGGCCAAGAAGUGAACGUCGGUUUUCUUAUGGAAGAGCGUAAAAAACUCUUUGAUAUGGAUCUCAAUGGGCCACCUUUCGACGACCUACGCAGCUUCACCUUUGAGGGCAGCGGUAUCAUAGCCGAGUCGCUGAGCUCUUUGGCCUCAGGCACUGACGAUGAGAAUCAAGACUACAACUAUCUGUCCGGUUGGGGACCGCAGUUUAAUGCAUUGACCGCAAUGUAUGUGCAUCAUGACCGAACAAAGCUGACGAGAAAAGUCACAACGAAUGAAGCAGCCAUAGCAGCAGCAACAGCCACCGCUGUGGCAGUGCAAGGCGGCGCAACAACAAAUAUUUUGGCAGUGGCGACGACGGCUGGUACCGGGGCAAGAACAACGGGGAUGGGAAGGCUGGUUAAAACGGCGGCAGCGGUUAUUCAAGAAGAGAAUGAAGAUGCUGAGGAUGGAGGAAAUGUGGCGUUAUAAAAUUGGAGAAAUACGCGCAAAGUUGGUGAAAGGCGAAACAGGAAAAGGUCGAUUUAAAGACCACGCGUGCAUGGAGUCGGUCCAGGGUACUUGCUUAGUAACCUAGUAAUAGUGCGAGUAUGUCGGCUUGUAAGCGGACAUGGUAAUUAAAGUCAGUGUAAAGAAAAUGCAACUUUAACGAAUAUUUUGGCGAAUGGGUGAUGGGGUAUACUAGCGUCCAUUAACUAGAGCAGGCCUAAAAUACAAAAUGUAAAUCAUAAAAAACGACGAAGACUAAACAUUAUGCAGAAAAGGUAGUCAGAAAAUAUCAUAUGCAGCUGAGCUGGGCUACCGCCAGGGUAGCCAACUCAUUUUUGAGAAUUCCGCGAUUUCGACAAGGAAACUCCCCGAUUUUGCCCGAAAUUUUGUGAAAUUCCCCACUCAUAGAUAUCUCCUUAUUUACAAAAAAAUACACAAAAAUUUA